Molecule: messenger RNA, 1491 nt
Organism: Saccharomycopsis crataegensis
Lineage: Eukaryota; Fungi; Ascomycota; Saccharomycetes; Ascoideales; Saccharomycopsidaceae
Gene: ORC5
Product: origin recognition complex subunit 5
Exons: 1
Coding region: 1-1491 (496 amino acids)
Biological process (GO): DNA replication; DNA replication initiation
Cellular component (GO): nuclear origin of replication recognition complex; nucleus
Molecular function (GO): DNA replication origin binding
Source: RefSeq, a predicted model, not a curated record
AUGGAUUUAGAAGAGUUCAAGUUAACAAUUCCUUGCAGAGACUCACAAUUAGACUUAUUAGACUCAUAUGCGUCCCUAGGAAACUUGCUCCGAAUUCUCAUAGUUCACGGGAUCAAUUCAGGUAAACAAUUUAUCCUCAAUAAUUAUUUCAAUUUAUUGAAAGAGUCAAAGGAUGAACAAGUCAAUAUAGUCAAUUUUGACUGUUCUGCCGUGAUAUCCUUAAGGUCGUUCUACGAGAAAACUUUGCAAAAAAUCGUCGAAGUUAAUGGUAAUAAUGAUGAGCAGGCCGGCUUCUGUGAUAGCCUGAACAAAUUCAUGAUCAAGUUAGAAAACAUUAUCCAGACACAUAACAUCACCAAACUACAUUAUUUAAUUUUUGAAGAUUUUGGCAGCCUAGGGGAUUUCACCGAUCUUUUACAAUUGAUUUUCGGGUUGAAUAAAGUGAUGGAAACAUCAUCGAUCAUCAAGGAUAAGUUUGUGUUGGUGAUUCUAUUAAACAACUACAAUCUUUAUUACACCAGCGACAACUUGGGAGAACUCAACAAUUACUCUUUGCCAACGAUUUUUUUCCAAAAUUACACCCAAAAUGAAGUGUUCCAUAUCUUGACCGAUUCGAUCACUUCGAGUUACUUAAUUCAUCAUCAUUGCAAAUUCGAAGAAAAAACUACUGUUACAACCAACAAAAAUAGUGAUAAUUGUAAUCGGUUGAACCCCGAACAACAACAAUUUUGGGAGGACUUUGUGAAAUUGGUGAUUGAUUCGUUCCAUUCGUUCACGGGAUCCAACGUUACAGUACUUGUGGAAUUGAUCUUGAAGAUCUGGCCAACAUUCACUAAAAAAAUCUUUGUCGAUAAAACUUAUAAUUUCAAUGACUUGCUCAGAUUGUACAAAGAGAACCAGAGUCUAUUCAAAGGGGAGUCGGUAGUGAAUGAUUCGUUCAUCGAUGAGCCAACAGAAACCAAUCGGAAAGUCAUGAAGAGUAUCAUGAGACAUAAUAAAUCGGUAAUAGACCUUCCAGUAUAUUCGAAAUUCGUGUUAUGCGCUGCGUAUUUGGCGUCAUUCAUCGCUCCUAAAUAUGAUUUUGUGAUAUUCUCGAGGCUAAAAGAACUCAGUUCCCGGAAAAAAUACCAUCAGAAAAUCGCCUCCUCAAAGGGGCAAGGGGCCAUCAAUACCAGAUUAUUGAACCCCGCGGCGUUUGAACUAGAAAGAAUGUUGGCGAUCUUAUCGAGUAUUUACGGAAAUACCGAAGAAGAAAUCUUGUUUAGCAAACCGGGGAAACAUCCAAAGAUAUCGUUUAACGUCGAGUUCUAUUCACAAUUCUCAAAUCUUGUGUCGUUGAAUUUAAUUACUAAAGCUCUGGCAGCGACAAAUACUGCGAAUUUGGAUUUAUUGAAUGGCAAAUUGAAGUUCAAGGCAAACUUCAAUUACGAUUUCAUUGAGCAGAUUGCCAAAGAUUUGAAUUUCAAAAUCGAGGAAUAUCUUAUGGACUGA